Messenger RNA from Pocillopora meandrina, 1317 nucleotides. Lineage: Eukaryota; Metazoa; Cnidaria; Anthozoa; Scleractinia; Pocilloporidae. The record is from the annotation of a GenBank genome assembly.
AUGUCGACUAUGAGGUAUUUAAUAAAUAGACUUUCCAAGGGAGCGAUCUGUUGUAUGCAAAGAAACAUACCUUGUAAGUCUCCUGCUUUCGUAAGAUCUGGAAAUAUCGUGUUCCGUGGAACCAGCACACAAUCCAGAGGGAAAUCUUCUCCUCACUCCACCCUCGCGAUCUCUACAGCGUCCAUGGAUGGUGAAGCUGUGAAAAUCAGAUGGAAAGAUGGAAGCAUCGCAAAAUUCCACCACAUCUGGUUGAGGGAUCAUUGUCAGUGUGAACAAUGUUACAACUCCGCUACUUUUCAGAAAGAAUUUAACAUCGUAGAUGUACCCCUCGAUAUUAAACCAAUAAACGUUUCCAUUCCUGGAGAGAACUACUUAAGCGUUCAGUGGCCAGACAGCCAUGAAACAUGCUUUAAUGCGGCAUGGCUUAGACAACACUCCUACCACACAGAACAAGGUACAUCAGGGUUGAAGAAACCAGACCAGAUAGAUGAACUGUUUUUGUGGAAUAAAGACACUAUUGAAACAAACGUUCCCAACCAUUUUAAUUUUACCAAAGUUGUCUCGAGUGAUGACCAGCUUUUCACACUGUCUCAAAGCAUCAUAAAAUAUGGGUUUGCAUUUGUAGAAAACACACCAACUAAAGUUGACGCUGUUGAAGAAAUAUCCAAGAAGUUAAGUGGCCAUGCUAUGGAAACACACUAUGGAAAAUUUUGGGAAUUUUCCAAUGAGGUUCUGGAGCAUGCUGACACUGCCUACACAGCAAGUUACCUUCGAGGGCACACAGACAACACAUACUUCUCCAAUCCAGCUGGGCUUCAGAUGCUGCAUUGUGUGGGACAUCAGGGAACAGGGGGAAUGAACUUGUUAGUAGAUGGAUUCUUUGUGGCAGAGAAGCUGAAGAAAGAUGACAGGGUGUCCUUUGAUUUUCUAACCUCAACAACCCUUCCUUUCCAAUACAAGUCUGAGGAACUUCACUUGAAAGCCAAGGGACCAAUCAUAGAGCUUGACCCUUUCAAUGGAACAAUCUCUAGGAUAAGAUUCAACAACUACGACAUGCAAACUCUGGACUGUUUGAAUUAUGAGGACGUUGCUCAAUUUUACAAAGCUUUGAAAGCAUUCACUGCACUUACCUGUGACCCUGAAAACCAGCUGUGGUUCAAACUCAUCCCAGGUUUGUUACUCAUCAUGGGUAACUGGAGAGUGCUUCAUGGCAGGUCGUCAUUUACUGGAAAGAGAUCCAUGCAAGGCUGUUAUGUCAAUGGUGAUGACUUUUUCGGAAAGUACAGAGCUAGAGCUCUUGCUUUGAACAAAAAUUGA